Messenger RNA from Schistocerca nitens (vagrant locust), 751 nucleotides. RefSeq names its product 10 kDa heat shock protein, mitochondrial. The record is from RefSeq and is a predicted model, not a curated record. The transcript has 3 exons. Bases 153 to 467 code for a protein of 104 amino acids. Gene Ontology annotation, molecular function: protein folding chaperone; protein-folding chaperone binding; ATP binding. Lineage: Eukaryota; Metazoa; Arthropoda; Insecta; Orthoptera; Acrididae. Gene Ontology annotation, cellular component: mitochondrial matrix.
GGCCUAGGUGUGUCAUUAGAUGUUAACAGUCUAUUGGAAAGAGAAACAACUGGGAUCUGUAGCGGUCUUGAACUUUGGGUUAUCGCGUGGUAGAAACGAAGCUGCUGGAAAAGCCGGUGUUAUUCUAACUUUAGAGGUGCACAUUGUAGAAAAUGGCUGCUGCAGCUGCUGCGAAGAAAUUGCUUCCUAUGUUUGAUAGAGUGUUGGUUCAGAGGGCAGAGGCAAUAACGAAGACGAAAGGAGGAAUUGUAAUCCCUGAAAAGGCGCAGGAGAAAGUGCAGAAGGCGACUGUAGUAGCUGUAGGACCUGGCGUAAGAAACAAUAAAGGAGAACACAUUCCCCCAAUAAUAAAAGUUGGCGACCAAGUCUUGCUACCAGAAUAUGGGGGAACAAAAGUAAUUUUGGAUGAAAAUAGAGAGUACCAUCUCUUCAAGGAGUCAGACAUUUUGGCUAAACUAGACGGUUGAUAUAUUAAGUUUGUGAAGCUAAAAUCAGAUGUGCAAAUGUAGUAAAUCUUAGAACUGUGCGAUCUGAACCAUGAAUUUGUGUUGGAAGUGAAUGUUGGACUACAGGAACUGUGUUAGUGCAGUGUGCACAUGUUAAAUCUGACAGCCCUGAAACUGAGCUAUCUUUGUUAUUGAGUUAAUUUUGCCGAACGUUAGGUAACUAUAAUUGUGUUAUAUAAAGUAUAAGCUGUGUUCAUCUGUUUUACAGUAAGUUUUCAAUAAAAGCUUUCUGGAAAGAUGAGAAA